Cordyceps militaris CM01 is the source of this 2733-nucleotide messenger RNA. Its product is annotated as Rad4 family protein. Lineage: Eukaryota; Fungi; Ascomycota; Sordariomycetes; Hypocreales; Cordycipitaceae. Gene Ontology annotation, cellular component: cytoplasm; nucleotide-excision repair factor 2 complex; XPC complex. Bases 1 to 2733 code for a protein of 910 amino acids. The transcript has 2 exons. Gene Ontology annotation, molecular function: damaged DNA binding; single-stranded DNA binding. Gene Ontology annotation, biological process: nucleotide-excision repair; mismatch repair. The record is from RefSeq and is a predicted model, not a curated record.
AUGCCACCACAUAUCCCACGCAAACGCUUGCGCAGCGCGUCGCCUGACGUAAAGCCGCAGAACAAGCGAAAACCUACCCUCUACGACGACCUGGAUGCAUCGACAGCAUCUAACUCGGCACAAGCAACAUCUGCAUUCUUCACAAACAGUUCGGAUAGCGAUAUCAGUUCUCUUUCAUCGCUUUCUGAUGAUGAUUUUGAAGACGUGCCUGUUGCGAAACGCGUGUCUGUCAAUGACCAGGGGGCUGGUAACGAUGAAUCUGAUGACGAUGCCGAGUUUGAGGAUGUCGUGGCACCUGAAAUGCCUACAGAUGACUUGCCAAAUGUCACACAGGACCUAGAACUGACUCUUGUUCGAGACGAUCGGGUUUCAUUGACGAAUCCCUUCGGAGAAAAGAGGGGGCCAACCAAGAGGGAGAGAUUGGUCCGCAACGCUACUCAUCGCCUUCAUGUUCUGUGCCUCCUUUGGCACAACGCUGUCCGGAAUUCUUGGCUUUGCGACCCCGAGUUACAGGCCAUCAUGCUCUCGCAUCUUCCACCAAGGAUGUGGGACGAGGUCGACAGAUGGAAAGAGAAAAGCGGGCUUGUGCGGCCCAAACCCGGCAAAUCCCCCGUCAAAUCCAACGGAAAACGCAAAAGACGCUCUGAUACCAAAGCCAGGGAUUGGGCCGCUGAUGCCGAAAGGCUGGAGGAAGGGGUUCCUGACCUGAGCAACGGAGACCCUUUAUUCAGACUAGGUCAGACUAUAUUAGCUUGGUGGAAGCAACGAUACCGUACCACCACACCAGGUUUGCGAAAAUGGGGAUACAUGGCGUUGGAACGCCUUGAUAGGCUGACAAAGGCAUAUGCCAGUGAAGAGAAACACUCGCCCAAAUUCGGUGAACGUUUAGAGAACAUUGACGACCUCCGACAGUGUGCUGCUCGCUGCCAAGGUAGCCGUGACGUUGGCGCAUAUCUCUUUACGGCACUCCUCAGGGCACUCGGGUUAGAAAGCCGUCUGGUUACGAACCUGCAGUGUCUUGGCUACUCAUGGACCAAAAUGGAAGAUGCCGCAGCCGAGCAGCCGGAUAGCGACUUGCGAGCCCGCGCAGCAGAUCUUACACCAAAGAAACAGGCCAAGACGAAACAGCGCAGCAGGGAAUUGCCCAAGCAGAACAAGCCUGUGAAGCCAGCCCGAAAACAGGGUGUCAACGACGCGCAAUUGGAGGUCGAGUAUACGGACUCAGAUGACGAGUCGGUGGUGGAUAUGCAGGUGACACCUGUCAAGUCGAAGAAACAGCCACAUUCACACAUUGACGCAGAUCUUCCAUAUGCGAACUAUUGGACUGAAGUAUUGUCUCCAGUAACGGGAAAUUUUCUGUCCAUCGAACCAAUAGUGAAAGGGAUAGUUGCUACCAAUCGCGAGCUCGUGGAGUCUCUUGAGCCUCGAGGCGCAAAAGCCGACAACGCGCGGCAGAUCAUAGCGUAUGUGGUUGCUUACUCUUCUGAUGGCACAGCGAAAGAUGUCACCGUACGGUAUUUGAAACAACGGGUAUUUCCAGGACGCACCAAAGGCGCACGAUAUCCCAUUGAGAAAAUACCCAUCUACAACAAGCAUGGAAAAAUCCAUAAACAUAAACAUCACGAUUGGUUCAAGUCAGCCAUGUCGGGGUACAGACGUGGCGACAAGAAACGGCCCAUCACUGAUAUCGAUGAAACGGAGGAGACUACGGAUUUGCAAGCAGCCAAACCCGAGAAGAAACCUGUCUUAGAAGGGGAAGAGACCCUACAAUACUACAAGCAGUCUAAAGAGUUUGCACUCGAGAGACAUUUGAAGCGAGAAGAGGCCCUACGGAUCGGCGCAAAAGCAGUCAAAAAGUUCCAAAACAAGGGCAAGGGAAACAUUGGGGAAGAGGAUGUAUAUCUCAGGUCUGACGUCUUGAACGUCAAGAGCGCAGAAACCUGGCACAAGCAGGGAAGAGCCCCUUUAGACGGAGAAGAGCCUCUGAAGCGAGUACCGUAUCGAGCGGCAACCACGAAUCGCAGACGUGAGCUUCUAGAGGUAGAAGCAGCCACUGGGCAAAAAGUCCUACAGGGUCUAUACAGUUAUGAUCAGACCGAUUGGAUCAUACCAGACCCCAUCAAGGACGGUGUUAUCCCCAAAAAUGAAUACGGGAACAUUGACCUAUUUGCCGAGCACAUGUGCCCGAGAGGUGCUGUUCACGUGCCCUUUAAAGGAACUGUGCGGGUAUGCAAGAAACUGGGGGUCGACUAUGCUGAAGCUGUUGUGGGUUUCGAAUUUGGAAACCGCAUGGCAGUACCAGUCAUCCAAGGCGUUGUCAUUGCCGAGGAAAACCACGACAUAGUAAUGGAGCAACUUCAACAGGAUGAAGCCGAGCGACUGCGCAAGGAGGACGAGAAACGGCGGAAGGCUGCCUUGGCGCAAUGGCGAAAGUUUAUCAUGGGAAUGCGGAUUGUGCAAAGAAUUCGCCUCGAAUACGGCGAGAUUGACGACAAAACCUCCGUCUUUGGGCAUGGUACCAAGACGGCCCCUGCUGGCGCACCGGACGCAUCGCACGCACCGAUAUCGAACGGGGAUGAGGAUAUGGCAGGCGGAUUCUUGCCAGAGGGAUACGAGGAGGAAGAUGGCGAAGAAGGCGACGGCGGCCAGCAGAGCACGUCACACUUUUUUCCUGUUGUUGACGAAAAUGAAGCAGCAGAGGAAGGUGAUCUCGUGUUGGAGCACAAUGGCUAA